AUGAAGGAGAAUAAUGAAAUAUCACAAGAGAUGAUCACGUCAAUGAAGGAGAAUAAUGGAAUAUCACAAGAGAUGAUCACGUCAAUGAAGGAGAAUAAUGGAAUAUCACAAGAGAUGAUCACGUCAAUGAAGGAGAAUAAUGGAAUAUCACAAGAGAUGAUCACGUCAGAAUCCUUUCCUAAGGAAGUCGAUAAUACCGAGAAAUAUGAUAAAUCAAAAUGCGAGAUCAACAAUUCAGAAAAAAUUGGCGAUAUGGUGACGGUGACGGCCGAUAAACGUCGAUGUCAACGUCCUCUUCGUGAUAUAAUUGGCAAACGAGAGCAGCGUAGAGAAGAAUUGGAAAAGAUGGAAGGAGAUCUGCGACAACGUCUGGAUAUGCUUGAGUGCUCGAUACCGGCGGUGAUGAUAUGGAAUAUUUGGAGAAUGUCACAAGGCGCGCCUGUCUGCAGGAUCAAGCGUAUUUUGGAGAAACAAUUUAAAGACACGAGAGAACUCUCUUGUCGCAGCACACCGAGCUGUCAUUACGAUUGCAGAGUACGAGAAGUUGAGGCAGAAAGAAAACUGGCAUUGAAAAAGGUGGAGGAAGCGCGAACUCUUUGGUCGGAAAAACUCGCGACGUUGGAAGAAAGAAAAAGAAAACUUGACGAAGCCAGGAAGAUUCAGGAAGAACAAAGAAACGCGAUAGAACGGUUAAAUGAAGAAAAUAGAAUGCUGCAAGAAGCGAUGGAAAAGAAACCAAUAGAAAUAGAAAAUGAAUUGUGCCAGUGCGGUGACACGCAAUGUAAACAGAGAUAUCUCAGCAAAGUCUCUAGCGUGACGUCCAUCGAAUCCGGAGACAUUCAGUGUCUGGAGAAGCUGCAACGAUUAGCGGAAGAGGAGAUGAUAACAAAGCGAGAAAUAACCGAGUUGGAACGCCGUGAGGAAGCUUACAUGAGAACACUUCAGCAGGCCGAUGAAUUGUGGUCAAAAAUGGAGGGCGACAUGGUCAAUACAACGAGCGCAUUGCAAGAACAAUUGGACAUGAAAACUACCGCCAAUCAACAACUUGCGAAUCGUGUAUGCGAAUUGGAAGAUGCGCUCGAGAAGUGCCGGACAAGACUAGUCACGUGUAGAACAGAACUAGAGAAGUUUCUAAGUAUUGAGAAAGUUGAAGCUACGAUAGGUCGCGACGAUGACGUUGCAAAAGUGGUAGAUAAGGAAGUUGCGGUAAAGGCUAAAGUCGUGCAUCGGCCAAUCGGUAGGAUAGAUGACAUAGCCACAGUAAAGGACGACGAAGUUCUUGCGAAGGUCGAAGUUGUGGAUGAGGAGGUAUUAGCGAAAAUCAAAGUCGUGGACGAGGAAGCGUUAGCAAUAACCGAAGUUGAGGAUAAGGAAGCGUUGGCGAGAGUUGCCUUGAUCGCCGAUAUAGAACCUCCUUUUAUCAUGGACGAUAAGUUCGUCUCGGUUAAACCCGAUUUGGUUGAUCUUGCUGUCGAUCGUCCGGUAGAUCUUGUACAAAUCACAGAUGUAGAAAGUAUAGUUCGACCGGAAGACGUAGCUUAUGAGCAACAGAAAUUUGAAGAAGCUCGGGAAUAUUUGGCACAAUUAGACUCGUUAGAAGAUCUGUAUACAGAUGACGGUGUGCCGUGCGCACCUGAUUUCGUAUGCAACGAUGUGGUGACGUCACCUACCGGUAUGACAGAUGAGGAACUUACUGCGUUGGGUGUGGAACAUCCUGUACUAACAAAGGAAUAUAAUGAAACCGUGAUUACUGAGGAACAAGAGAGGCAAUUUAAAAAAGAAGAAUUAGUAAAAAAAUUAGACAACGCUGUUGAUGAGGUUGAAAAAAGAGAAAAGAAAGAAGAUGAAAUCCCUGACGUUGAAAUUGAGAGAAAAAUUGCCGAGAAAGUGGAAAACGGGGUCGCUGAAGUCGUAGACGUUAGAGAAACUGUAACACGGGCAAUCGAAGAAGCUGAGGAUGAUAGGCUGGUAACGAUGCCGAAAGACCGAGCGCCGGAAGUAAACAGCAUCGAGGCUGGAAAUAAUCAAAAUCAGGACAUCGUGAUACAACGGAAGACGAUCCUAUCGUGGAUUGAUGCGAUCGAUACAAUUCGCACGACAGCAGCGAAACAUCCUGACUGUCAUGAAGUAAAGAAAGAUGCUGAUACCUUAGCAGAACAAGUUAGCACGUAUGUUGGGAUAAAACCUAAAGAAGUGGAAGAGGAAAAUGCAACAAUAAACACAGAAGGUAAGCAGGAGAAGGUGAUUGAGAAGAACAAAAUAAAAACUGAAAAAUUAAUAAGUGAAACUGAGUUACAAGACGAAUUAAUAAUUUUGAAGGCUAAAGAAACGAAACCUGCGAUAAAAAUUGAUUCCGAACCAUUCCAUAUCUCUGAAGAAGUAUCGGCAGAAGUGAAUGCAUCAAUGGAAGCAAUAGAUGAAUCAGAAUUACUACCUACAAAAGAGGAAGUACCAAUUGACGUAAAACUCCCUACCGAGGAAAGCGAAUUUGUAGAACGGGUUGCAGAAAAGUCGGAGGAAAAUUCAACGUUAGAUGAAACUAAAAUUUCAGACAUGAAAGAAAUGAUACCACCUAUGGAAAUUGUAGAAGUUUCGCCGAUUUCAGAAAAGGAAGAGGUAGAACAAGAAAACGCGAUGCCGGUAGUAGAUAUAAAAGAAGUAGAAAAAAUGAUACCAGAGACAAUUUCACCAACUGUGGACAUAACCGAGGUAGAAAAAUUCGAACCUGACAAAUUUCCUAUCGUAGAAAAAGCACCGAUUACAAUAGAAGCAAUAGAAGAAAAAAUUAAAGUGGAAGAGCCUAUUUUGAAUGAAAAAGAAGAUUCAUUGCUUCUGGACGCGAUUGAAACCGCAGAAACGCUACCGAUUGCCGAAAUAGUAAAAAAAGAAGAAAAUGAAGUCACAAAACCGUCACCGAUUGAGGUCAUGGAAAAAAAAGAAAAAAUUGAAGCCGUAAAGUUGCCACCAAUUUCGGAUAUAGUAAGAGAAGAAAAAAUUGAAACCGUAGAAUUACCAUCGAUUUCGGAUAUAGUAAAAGAAGAAAAAAUUGAAGCCGCAGAGGUUUCACCGAUUACGGAUAUAGCAAAAGAAGAAAAAAUUGAACCCGCAGAGGUUCUACCGAUUACGGAUAUAGUAAAAAAAGAACAAAUAGAAGCCGCAGAAUUGAUAAAGGAAGAAAAAAUUGAAGCGGAAGAAUUAUUACGUGCGGAUGAAGUAACAGAAGAAAAGAUUGAAAUAAUUCAGCCAAUACCAACAUUACCAACGAUAAAAAAAGAAAUGGAAGAGGAGAUCGAAGAAGACCUGGAAAAAGUGCUUAAAGAAAAAAUUAAAAAAGAUGAAGAUGAAGAAGUAAAAGAAGUUCCACUGCCGGAAGAAGUUAGACCUAUCGAAUUAUUUGAAAAGAAGGAAGAAGAAAAAAUACUUCAAAUGGAAAAAGAGGAAAUACCGACAAUAGCCCCGCUGCUCAAGAAAUCAAAAAUAAAAGAAGUACCAGAAGAGAAAAGGCCAGAAAUGAUCCAGAUAGAAUUAAAAAUUCCAAUUGCUGAAAUAAAAUCGACCGAAAUGGAAGUACCAGCGAUACCAUUCGAUUCAAGAUUAGUGCCGUAUCUAAUUAUAGCGAAGAUCAAAGAAAAGGAACCGCAGAUUAUACCCGCGAAGCCACCAUGUACGGAAUGUUGUUCGCAACCACCGAUCGAGACCACGAGGCAGUUCGAGAUUCCGCAAAUUGAUGUACCUCAAACCGAAAUCGUACAAACCGAAGUUAUACAAUCCGAGGUCGUACAAACCAAAAUGAUACAAACCGAGAUCAUACAAAAUAAGGUCGAACAAGCCAAAGUUGUACAAACCGAGAGCGUCAAAACUGAAGUUGUACAAAUAACUUCGCAGACAAUUUCGAUCCCUGAACCGCCCCGUAUACAAAGUAUUAGUGAAUAUUCAAAAUCAACCGAGCUAAAAGCAUCGAGGACUGAAAUCGCUGGCGACCGUCCUGAAAUAACCGGCCGAAAAAUGCUCUGGCGCGAACGCUUAAAGGACCAAUCGACCGUCACGACUUCCAGCAUCGGAUCACAGACGGAUAAAACAAGCCACGUUAGCCACGAUCGAGUUGUAAGAGAUGAAAGAGAACGCGCGAGAGUGCCCACGGAUGAACUUUUACGAUCUAUAAAGAUCGCCGCCGGGCUAGCGCGACCGGACACAGAACGCGAGAUUAGGACAAUUAAUUAUGGCGGGAAGUCCGACGAAAUGGGUAGAACAACUUGUAACUGUUGUUCAUGCGGUAAAACUCCAACUUCGCCGUCGACAAGACCUAGAUUAGAGGUUCAACCGCAGAUAGAUGCAACGCCUCCGGCGGCAUCUACGUUCAAGCGUAUGUUUAUUCGCCCUAAAAUCGAUCAGCCGAUAUUGCAUGAUAGAUUGUGUAGCGAUUGCAAAGCGAAAAUACAGAGCAAGAUACCGCAUGAGAGACAGCACAUCGAGAAGAUCAUCAAGAAGAUUUGUCAUGAUCAGGAGAGCUGCAGAUAUGUGUCACUGACUAGUAAAUCAUGUGCGAUAUCUCAAAAAAGAAUAAUCAAAAAAAGGGACCAGGCUUGCUUGGCCAAAAUAUCUAAGCAAAAGAUUAAUCCUGUCGAACAAAAAAGAAAAGAUAAUUUGCAGUCAAUUUUAGAGGAAAAAUCGACUGUGGAACCGCUAUCCGCAAGUUGCAUUUGCUUCAAAUUAGAGAAAACUGGUGCAGAACCAAUUAAAAAAGGAAACUGCUAUUGUGGAGAUUAA
Messenger RNA from Acromyrmex echinatior (Panamanian leafcutter ant), 4767 nucleotides. RefSeq lists its product as uncharacterized. The record is from RefSeq and is a predicted model, not a curated record. NCBI's taxonomy places the organism in Eukaryota, Metazoa, Arthropoda, Insecta, Hymenoptera, Formicidae.